Messenger RNA from Austrofundulus limnaeus, 8693 nucleotides. It is a transcript of the gene sbf1, whose product is annotated as SET binding factor 1. Gene Ontology annotation, biological process: regulation of Rab protein signal transduction. Gene Ontology annotation, molecular function: guanyl-nucleotide exchange factor activity. Gene Ontology annotation, cellular component: cytoplasmic vesicle; membrane; cytoplasm. Lineage: Eukaryota; Metazoa; Chordata; Actinopteri; Cyprinodontiformes; Rivulidae. Bases 202 to 6030 code for a protein of 1942 amino acids. The transcript has 43 exons. The record is from RefSeq and is a predicted model, not a curated record.
UCCCUGGCGGGUCCUCUGUGCGCAUGCGCAGUGGCUCUCGGCUGUCAGGGGCUCAGACUGACAGUAUGGCGGCGGAGUGCAGCCGUAAAGAUGCUACUGUCGCCCGUCAUGUUCCUGUCGCGGGCAGCACGUAAAAGGACUACUGACGGCGGAAAGAGAAGAGAAUUCAUCGAGAGCGGCCCGUCGCCUUGAGCUCCAGAGAUGGCCCGGCUCGCCGACUACUUUGUUGUGGUGGGAUACGACCUCGACAACCGAGUGGAGGGUGAGGGUCAAGGUCGCAUUCUUCAACGGUUUCCUGAGAAAGACUGGGAGGACAGCCCGUUCCCACAAGGCGUAGAACUGUUCUGUCAGCCCAGCGGUUGGCAGCUGGUUCCUGAGCGGCAGCCAGCCUCCUUCUUUGUUGCAGUUCUGACUGACAUCAACUCGGAGCGUCACUACUGUGCCUGCUUUACUUUCUGGGAGAGUUUGGACAACCCACAGCUGAAGAAGAAUGAGGCCGGGGAGGCAGAUGAGGCAGAUGAAGAUCCGGCUGUCAUCCAACCAGCUAAAGUCUUUGCCCCCAAGAGCCUGGUUCUGGUGUCUCGACUGGACUACACUGAGGCAUUUAGGAACUGUUUGGGUCUGAUCUACACAAUUCAUGUCGAUGGCCUGUCCACCACCUUGGAAACUGUGAUUGGAAACCUACUGACCUGUAUCAUCCCCAUCGCUGGAGGCUCUCAGACAGACGAGCCUCCAGUUUGUAGAUUAGGCAAAGUUCCUCAUGUCUUGCCCUGUGACUGGGUGCUGGCCUGUCUCCAGCCCAGCCAUGAGGAAAAUGAAGAUAGUUUGAGAACUAUAACGUUAGGCGCUGGUGACCGGCAAGUCAUCCAGACUCCCAUCAAUGACUCUCUUCCUGUCAGCGGCUGCAGUGUGGCUCAGCUAUUCAGGCAACUUGGUAUAGUCAACGUGCUGUAUCUGUUCUGUGCUGCCCUGACAGAACACAAGAUCUUGUUCCUGUCCAGCAGCUACCAAAGGCUAACCGACGCAUGCCGAGGUCUUCUGGCCAUCAUGUUCCCACUCAAAUAUAGUUUUACCUACGUUCCCAUAUUGCCUGGAAAACUGCUAGAGGUCCUAAGCACUCCCACCCCAUUCAUCAUCGGGGUCAACUCCUUCUUUCGCUCUGAGACACAAGAACUGUUGGAUGUAAUCAUUGCUGACCUGGACGGAGGCACGAUAAGCAUCCCUGAAUGUGUUCACAUCUCCCUGCUGCCUGAACCGCUCCUACAGCAGACCCAGACUGCACUCUCCAUGGUUUUGGACCCAGAGCUGGAAGUUGCAGAUCAUGCCUUCCCUCCACAAUCAACCCAACCCUCUGCUCUCAAGAUCCAGGAUAAGGAAAUCCGAGCGGUCUUCCUGUGGCUGUUUGCUCGACUCUUCCAGGGCUACCGCUGGUGUUUACAUAUAAUCCGCAUUCACCCAGAGCCUGUGAUCCGCUUCCAUAAGGCAGCCUUCCUGGGUCAGAGGGCGCUGACAGAGGACGACUUCCUCAUGAAGGUGCUGGAUGGCAUGGCGUUCGCAGGCUUCGUGUCAGAGAGGGGUCCUCCCUACCGACCCAUCGACCUGUUUGAUGACCUUGUCGCCAACCAGGUGGAGCGGAUCCGAAGAGAAGAGGCCUGCCCACAAAAAGUCCUGAACCACGUCAAGGAGCUGGCAGAGCAGCUCUUUAAAAACGAGAACCCUUACCCCGCUGUGGCCAUGCACAAGCUCCAGAGACCGUCUGAAACCAGCCAGAACCCCUCCCAGAAUCAGACCCCCUUCCCUGUUUUAGACGAGGUGGCAGUGCAGCUCUUCAUCGAUCACGCCGCCUCCAAGCUCAAGAACGCGCCUCCUGUGGUCAAGGCAGAGAUCAAGAGCAUGGUGCCGUCAGGACCACCACUAGGAGACAUCGUGGACAGGAACAGUAACGUGAUGGCUAACAGCGCUCGCAGACUGGAGGUGGUCAGGAACUGCAUCACGUACAUAUUUGAGAACAAAAUGCUAGAGGCCAAGAAGUUAAUGCCAGCAGUACUGCGAGCGCUGAAGGGUCGGACAGCCCGAGUCUGUUUAACCCAGGAGCUAAACCAACACGUCCUUCAGAACCGAGCCGUGCUGGAUGACCAGCAGUUUGACUACAUUGUCCGCAUGAUGAAUUGCACCUUACAGGACUGUUCACAUAUGGAUGAACAUGGCAUCGCGUCAACCCUGCUUCCCCUCAUCACUGCCUUCUGCAGAAAACUGGGAGCAGGUGUCACCCAGUUUGCCUACAGCUGUGUCCAGGAGCACAUGGUGUGGACCAACAUGCAGUUCUGGGAGGCCAUGUUCUACAGUGACGUCCAGAACCACAUCAAGGCUCUGUAUUUAGAGACRGAGAAUGGAGAUCAGCUCAACAACUCUGGCCAACAGGACGCGUCGGGCAGCAGGGAAAUCAGUGCCUUGGAGCUGGCAGCAGAGCAGAGCCGGCUGUGGCCGACCCUCAGCAAGGAGCUGCAGAUGGAGCGCGUGCAGAAGGAGGAGAGCACGGUGUUCAGCCAGGCCAUCCACUACGCCAACAGGAUGAGCUACCUGCUGCUGCCGCUGGACACCAGCAAGAACCGGCUGCUGAAGAGCACCGGCCUCGGAGACGUAGAGAGCAUCAGCAACAGCUACGUCACUAACAGUAUUGCAGGCAGCAUGGCAGAGAGCUAUGACACAGAGAGUGGCUUUGAAGAUGCAGAAAGUUCUGAUGUGGCCAACUCCGUGGUGCGUUUCAUCAACCGUUUUGUUGAUAAAGUUUGCAAUGAGAGCGGCGUGACAAACGAACACCUGAAGGCCCUCCACACUAUGAUACCAGAUAUUGUUCAGAUGCACAUCGAGACGCUGGACGCAGUCCACAGGGAGAGUAAAAGGCUGCCUCCCAUCCAAAAGCCCAAGCUGCUAAGACCAACCCUGUUACCUGGAGAGGAGCUGGUGAUGGACGGCAUGCGGGUUCACCUGAUCCCAGAUGGCCGAGACGAAUCAACGGGACAGAUGGGAGGGCCGCCUCUUCUUCCAGCGGAGGGCGCCAUCUUCCUGACUACUUACCGCCUUAUCUUCAAGGGCACACCUACCGACCCACUGGUGGGUGAGCAGAUCGUGACUCGCUCCUUCCCCGUCGCCUCUCUGACCAAGGAGAAGAGAAUCUCCGUCACACUAUCCAUGGACCAGUUUGUUCAGGAGGGGCUCCAGUUACGAUCCUGCACCUUCCAGCUACUAAAAAUUGCCUUUGAUGAGGAGGUUGCAUCUGAUCUGGCUGAAAGCUUUAGGAAACACCUCCACAAGCUGCGUUAUCCUCAGCACGUACAGGGAACCUUCGCCUUUACUGUGGGUCAGAGUGCCAAGAUGCUGGAGCCCAAGGACAAGGACAAGAACCAGUCCCUAAAAACACUUUCAAAAAACUUGGUGAAAAGUGCCAAGAGAACCAUCAGCCGGCAGUACGUGACCAGGAAGAAGUACACUCCCCCCAGCUGGGAGAACCGGAGCAGCUUCCAGUCAGAGCUGGAUGAGGAUGAAAUCUCAGUCUCAGAGGAAGUGGAUCAAAGCGCCCUCACCCUCUCCUCCACCAUUCGCUCUUCAGACAGACAGACCAUGAGUAACGUCGUGGAGCGUGCCUGUUGCCGUGACUACCAGCGUCUUGGUCUGGGCACGCUCAGCAACAGCCUGACGCGUUCUAAGAACGAGCCCUUCAGGAUUUCCACUGUCAAUCGCAUGUACACCGUCUGCAGAAGCUACCCCGGCCUGCUGAUCAUCCCUCAGAGCAUCCCAGACUCCACCAUCCAUCGGAUCUGCCGCUGCUAUCGACAGAAUCGCUUCCCUGUCGUGUGCUGGAGGCAUUCACGCACCAAGGCUGUCCUGCUGCGCUCCGCAGGCCUUCAUGCCAAGGGGGUGGUGAGCUUCUUCAAGUCCCCCAACGCUCCCACUGCAGUUCCAUCGCAGGCGGACUCACCCAGUCUGGAGCAGGAGAAGUACCUACACGCCAUCAUCAGCUCCAUGCCAUCUUACAGCGAGAGCAGCGGCAGGAACACACUGAGCGGCUUCACAUCCACACAUAUGAACACCUCUGACUCAUCAGAUAAGCUGCGACAGCCCAAGGUUGUGGAUCUGAUGAAGCAGGUGUUGGGCAACAGGGAAGAUGUUCCUGGAACUUUCAGCAGAGGAGCUCUGGGUCAAAAGGCCAAAGUCACCUCCCUCUCUCAUUCCAAAGUGUCUGGCAAGGGCAGGAGCCCUCAUGGAGGGAAAUGGGGCAGUAUCCGAGGCAGCGGGCGUCUAAGUGCCUACAACCCAGAAGUGGGGACACGUCUGGCCGGAAAAGAAUCUCCACAACCCAACGGGGGGCUUAGCGAAGCGUUGUUUCUCCGUCAGCAGAAAGCCUACCUCUACAUCAUCGGGGACAAGGCUCAGCUCAAGGGUGGAAAGCAGGAGUCGUUCCAGCAGUGGGAGGUGAUCCCCAUCGAGGUGUGUGAYGUGCGGCAGGUGAAGAACAGCUUCAAGAAGCUGGUGAAGGCCUGCGUGCCCAGCUCCCCGUCGUCUGACCCCAACAUGAGCUUCCUGCGCCUCCUGGAGGACUCGGAGUGGAUGGUCCUGCUGCACAAGGUGCUGCAGGUGUCGGUGCUGGUGGUGGAGCUUCUGGACACGGGCUCGUCGGUCAUGGUCAGCCUAGAGGACGGCUGGGACGUUACCACACAGGUGGUGUCCCUGGUGCAGCUGCUGUGUGACCCCUACUACAGAACCUUGGAUGGUUUCCGGCUGCUGGUGGAGAAGGAGUGGCUGUCGUUCGGUCACAGGUUCAGCCACCGCGGAGCUCAGACGCUGGGCAGCCAGAGCAGCGGCUUCACCCCCAUCUUCCUGCAGUUCCUGGACUGUGUUCACCAGAUCCACCACCAGUUCCCCAUGGAGUUCGAGUUCAGCCAGUAUUACCUGAAGUUCUUGGCCUACCAUUAUGUGUCCAACCGCUUCCGCACCUUCCUGCUGGACUCUGACUACGACCGCAUCGAGCUGGGCGUGCUGUACGAGGAGAAGGGCGACAGGAAGAAUCCUCAGGUGUGCAAGUCUGUGUGGGACUACAUCGACAGACUCAACAAGAAAACUCCCAUCUUCUACAACUACAUGUUUUCUCCUGAAGAUGAGGAGGUGUUGAGGCCGUACUCCUUCAUCUCCAACCUGAAGGUGUGGGACUUCUUCCUGGAAGAGACCCUGUCGGAGGGGCCAUCGUACGACUGGGAGUUGAGGGGCUGGCAGGAGUGCGAGGCGGAGGAGGCGGCUGAGAAACCGGACACCAGCGCCCCCAAGUCCCAGCGGCGCAUGGUGUGGCCGUGCUACGACAACACGAACAAGGUGCUGCCCGACGCCAUCACCAAGCUGCUGCGCGACCUGGAAAGACUGGAGGCCGAACUGGGACAGACCUCUGACAAGUGGAAGGACACGUGGGACAAAAUCAAGACCGGGCAGAGGACUGAGACCAAACUGGAAAGCAAGCCGUCGUUCUCCAGCUCCCUGCUGAUGUCGUCUAACCUCAGCCACCAGAGGCGUUCCCAGGGCGUCUGCCUGCAGGAGAGCGGCGUAAGGUCCUCCAUAAGUCUAGGUCUGGACGGUGAGGCCCGCGCCACAUCCACGCCCGCCACGAGUCGGCAGACCAGCACGCUGUACAGCCAGUUCCAGAGCAGUGAGAAUGAAAACAGGAGUUUUGAAGGCAUUUUGUACAAGAAAGGAGCUUUGUUGAAACCGUGGAAACCACGCUGGUUUGUUCUGGAUAAAACAAAACAUGAGCUAAGAUACUACGACUCCAGACAGGACAAAGAGUGUAAAGGAGUCAUAGACCUGUCUGAUGUCCUGUUGAUCACUGCAGGGAUGCCUGCCUUGGGAGCGCCCAAAAACAUYGAGGAGAAAGCCUUCUUUGAUAUCAAGACGAACAGGCGAGUGUACAACUUCUGCGCCCAGGAUGGAGCGACCUGCCAGCUGUGGAUGGACAAUAUUCAGAGCAACCUGUCGGACGGCUAAAGACGAGGUGGACUCACAAACAAACAAACAAACAAACAAAUGGCGAGAAAGGAACAGAGUGCUGCUGCAGCUGCUGGGUAAUCCCAGCAGAGAGGAGGGGAAGGGGCCUUUCACCACUCUGCUCUGUUCACUAGUGUUGGACUAAUAAUUUUAUGUUACAUUCUUAAAGCUUCUUUUGUUAUAAAAUAAGAAAAUAAAAAAAUAAAAAAUGGAAUCCCAGAAGGGCCACCUCCCCAACAGUCUGAGCACAAACCCACUUCGAGCGUUUCUGAGACGUCCUGCAGCACGAAGACCCUUCCAGACCCUCCACCUCUAACCACCAACUGCUCCUUCUGUAACUAACCCCGCCCCCAGCCCCGCCCCUUUCAGUCACACUGGAGAGGAAUGACGGAGGUGCUGCAGUCAGAAACUUGAUCUGAGACCACACCUGCCCCUCUGCUCUCACUGCCUGACGCAGCUCCGGUCUCCAACGGUUCAUGAAGGAUCUCCUCUUUUGUUUUUUUCUUUUUUUUCAUCUUUUCCAGUCGAAAAUGUGCGCCCGACAGGAAACAGCGUCUCAUUCAGCUGUCCUCCGAGGACGGCGACAUACUGUGAAAGCCAUGAAUCAAACGGUGAGAGGUUUCCGCUCUGUACUCAAAAGUGUUUACAAAAACCAGAGCCGCCUCGCCGAGGUCAGUUCUGCUCUGCUCCCCCCCCCACAACCACUAGUCUUCAUCAGCUGGGAGUUCAGGGAGGCUGAAGGGAAAAGCCGGGGAUUGUGAAAUGUUUGAAAAGCAUCAUAUGGAGGUGAGGAAGGCGAUGGAGAUACUAAUGAACAGUGAUAUUAUGGGAUGUCUGACAGUAUUUGUUGUUGCAGUGCAUUGGAAAUGAGCUGGAAAAGGAAAAACAGCUUUUGUUUGUUUUUUUUUCCCCCUCCUCUUUUACCUGAGUAGUAUUUAGAGUCGGGUCAGGAGCUGAUCUGGACUUCUGUAGCGUCACAAAUCAUUUUWAGUGUUUCUACUUCACAGAACUGAACAAUCAAGUCUCUCUGUAGGUUUUAGCCUCACCUGUGGAACCGGACGGACUCAUAACAGGAGCUGGACCCAAGGUCUGCAACCUUUACGAUCCCCAGAACCACCUCUGCACCUCGUCCCAUCAAAUAUUUAAAAUCUGCUUCUGAAAUCAACAGGCUGUUCAGAACCAAAAACUGAGCAAGUUUUUUUUGUUUGUUUUUUUCUCUCAUUUAGUCCUAAAAAAACAACUUUCUGAUGUUUUACUGUCAGUGAAAUUCGAGUUUUUAUAAGUUAAAGUUUUUCUGUUGACUCAGCGUUCUACUUUUAUCAGGCGAUAACAUCAACUCUUACCAAAAUUUYGGACUUUAUGGUCAAAACUGAGAAAACAAAAUAUUUCAGAAUUGUUUUUAUUGAUGGAGCUGAACAUUUAUCAGAUGUUUUCAAAUUUAAAAAUAAGCAAAAAAAAACAAUAAAUUUUAAGUAUUAAUGGAAAAUUAACACUAAUUUUUACCAACAAAUUAGUGUCAUCGUACAUUCUUUGACUAAACAUACAAGUUGAGACAAUUUGGAUAUUUAGACAGGUUUUAUUUUACAAUGACUGAUUCAUUUCCCUAAAAUUUUACUUUUUUCGUAUUUUUUUUCCUCCUUUCUUACUUUAAUUUUUGUUAAAAGUUUAAUUUUCUCUUCAUGACUGAAAAUUAAAAUAAGUGGCUAAAAAACUAGAAAAUGACCACAUCGACUCAUUUUUAUGUUAUUCUUGGCCUCUGCAGAGGAACCAAAGAGCCCCACAUGGCCCCAGAGCCACAGGUUGCAGACCACUGGUCCAGGGACAUAAAGGUAGAACCAUAAACUGAAGGGUUUGUUCCAGAACCACUCGGCCCAGUUUUAAAACAAACCCAAUGUAAAAUACACUCAGAACCGAAAAGUGGAAACUGUAGAUUUUGUUGUGUCUAAUAACUCUUUUGUAUAUACUACUACAGAUUUGUAACAUUUAUGGUAGUAAUUUAUUUAACUUGUCUCCUCAGUAAAAAAAAAAAAAAAAAGAACCUCAAGCGUCACUUUGUUUAAAUUAGGAAUUCAAUGUGCCAUUUAUUUCUGUAUUAAUGUGACUAAUUCUUUUUUUCUUUAUUAGGAAAACAGAAUGUUUUUUGUACACAAUUCUUUUAACAUUUGUUCAGCUUCAUGAAGACUUCCUGAGGAAAGGUUCUGCUGACGAGUUCAUCCACUAAACUAUUCAAUGGGGGAAAAUAAAGAGUUUGUAUCUCAUUAAAACAUUAAAACAGAUUUUUGGCCAAAAGUAAAGCAGCCAAACAAUUGAAGUGAUGUCUUUGGCAGAUUUCAGCUCAUAAAUGUUGUCAGCAGUGUUCAAUAUUGAACCUGAGGCCUACAUUCCUGUUAGCGUUGUGCUUUCUUACCUUGAACACUUAGAAGUUCUAAUCUGGUCCAAACCGGCUUCAGGUGACCGUAGCAGAACCCAAACACUGCAGUCAGAUUCAGUCGGAACCAGGAGACAUUUUCACUUCAGUUUACUCACCUGUGUUAACUCAGCAUAAACUAAAUUAUUCCCAAAUUAACAUCUUUUUUUAAUGACCUUUUGAGCCAGGUUUUGUUAUCGACCAUGUCAGUAUAGUUUUUUAGAAUCUAAAUAAAUACUAUGGGUUGAAAUCUUAA